AUUUCCUUUAGGAUGGAUUGGUUGGCUCUCCUUGCAGUCCAAGGGGCUCUCAAGAGUCUUCUCCAUUAUUUUGCUUCUUAGAUAUUUGGAUCACCGUUUUUCAUCAAGUCUCGGCUGUUUGGGGGCAUCUCUUCAGACAUUAUUCCCGCGCUUUAUUUCCUGUCUCUUGCUGGUGUCCAUGCCACGUGCGUGUCCUGCUUCGUGCUGGCUCGUCCCCCAGGCUUCUGUCCUUCACCUUUUCCCUCCAUGGCGUGAGGCUGCACACUCCCCGCUCACGUCCUCAGCUCUGCGAGUCCUGCCAGCUCGAGUCUGCUGUUGAGACGCCGUAGUGGAAUCUUGACUGUGGGUAUUGCACACUCCCGUAAUUGCUUAAUACCCAGUUGGUUCCUGCCUAUAAUUCCUGUCUUUUUAUUGGUGUUCCCACUGGGUGAGACGUUGCCAUCAUGCUCCUCCGUACCUCCUGAAGCGUAGUUCUCUCAAGCUCCUUGCACGCGUCUGUGCCGGCGGCUGUGCCUCUUUGUCACACGGUCUGGGCCUCUCAGAGGCGGCUUCUCUUGCCUGCUUUCUUCUUGCGUGUGGACCCCCUGUCCUGUUUGUCUGUGUGUCUGGUCAUUUUUUGUUGAAACUUGGGCGUUUCCGGUAAUGCGUUAUGGCCACUGCAGGCGCCGCAGCCGCCCUUCUCUGGGGCCAGGUUUUGCUUGUGUAUCUUAUGGAUUAUUUUCAGGAAGUCUGUUGCCACUCCUCAGAGGUGUGGCCUUGGGUCUGUGCAGCCACCCUGGGGUGACGGGUUCACCGGCCGUCUGUGUUACACUGUCUGGCCCUCUCAGCGUCGUGCCCGGGUGUUACGCUCCUCUGAUUGCGGGUCGGAUGCUCUGCUUUGCUGACGGUGCCCUGGGGUGUAAAUUGUUCUGUGCUGUUGUUCGGUUGCUCUGACUCUGUGACCCACGGGCUGCAGCUCGCCAGGCUUCCCUGUCCUUCACCAUCUCCCAGAGCUUGCUCAAACUCGCGUCCGUUGAGUCAGUGAUGCCGUCCGGCCAUGUCGUCCUCCGUGGGCCCCUUCUCCUCCUGCCCGCAUCUUUCCAGUGGGUCAGUUAUUCAUGCCAGGCAGCCGCCAGGCGGGGCCCUCUGCAGCGGUCGUCACUGAGCAGAUCUGCGGUUUUUUCUUACCCUGGCAGGGUCGUUCUCCAACAUCUCCUCCUGGCUCUCUGCUGACCGGUGGCUCACAGUUUAGCCUGCUGCCAGGAGGAGCCACCGGCAUCCUCUGACUCGGCCGCCGCCGUCUCCACUGUCUCAGCUGUGCCUGAGUGUGAACCGCCCCACAGUCCAUGCCAGAGGGUCAGUUUCUUAGGGUGGAGCUCGGCGCUCUCUAAGCUUGCAGUUUCCCCCUUGCCCCGAGCGGCCUCUGAGACCUCGAUCCGGAGCUGGCGUGCGGACCCGCUUCCCUUGGGACAGCCUGCUUUAUGAGCAGCUCUGGUAGGGCGUAGCCUCUGGCCUCCUUGGCUUGCCUCUCCCAGCCCGGAGCCCUGCCCUGCGGGUGGGCUGGGCAGCGUGAUCAGGGCCCUGCUGUUUUCGCCUGGCACAGACACUCUGAGCUGUGAAUGAGGUGGUGCGGGACGGGAGCUUUCCCUUGCUGCCGCACUCACCAGUAGCACAGCCUCUGCCUCUCGGACCUGAGCGGUAGGAGUGGCAGCCUCGGGGCGGCUGGGACCCCGCAGAGCAGGGCGCCUCGUCUCCGCGGCCGCGGCCACCUGCAGCUGCGCCCCUGUCACGCUCGGGGGCGGCAGACGGGUCCCUGAGGCUGCCCGCUCCCACUGACGUCUAGUGGAUUCUCCUGAAUACGCGUUGCCUCAUUUGCUGUGUGCCCUCAACUUCCAGAGACUUCAGUGGCCCUUUUUAAUCACCUUUCACCAGCCGUGGACAUCUGCCAGGGGCAGACGGGCCAAGACCCUCGCGCCUCUGUCCUGGAGCCGGAGCCCCUCGGCUUCCCCUCGAGGGCUGAGGUCGCCGAAGGGCCGGAGUCCUGCUGACGGUGGGCUCUGAUCGACCUCGGUGGCGGCAGGUGGAGAACUCCCAGGAGGUGACUGAGAACUUCCCCUGGAAGGUCUUGCCGGUCAGGAGAUCAGCUGAGGGGGACUGGAAAGAGGAGCCCGCUCCAUGCAGAGCACUGUGGAGACUUAGCGGUUAACUGGGUGGAUGGAGAGUAGGCGUGGGGCAGGAAGAGCCUGCAGGAGGGGGUCUGACACUCUCCGUAGUCACGGACGAGCUCCUGGGGACGCCCCGCUGCUGGCCCCCUGUCCGCGUGGCAGGGCCCAGGGCUUUGUGUGCAGGCAGCUGGCGAACGGUGACAGUGGGGGCAUCUGCCUCCCCGCCCGGCGGGCAGGGGGGUGCCCUGCUCAUCGCUGCAUGUUGCGUUUGGGAAACAGUGGAUGAGCCAUCCUAGGUGUGUGACAGGUAAAUGGUUUAAUGACUGUUGAGAGAAAACGGGAGAGGGCUUGUGGACCCAGGAGGGUUGAUGUGGGGCGCGCUCUGCGCGAGGCGUUCCAAGACCACGCAGCUGGAGAAAUGCUGCUUAUGUUGAGUUCCAAAACAGAGGUUUGAGCGAAAGGUACAGAUUCGGAAGUGAGACAGCGGGUUGUGAAAGAAGAGAGGAGGCGGGUGGAGGUCGUUCUGGGAAGGCUCCCCGAGAACAGGAGAAAACGUGGCCCGGGGCGCGCAUCCCUGAAGGGCACGUUUGAGCGUCCCCAGUGCUUUGCCCACACCCCAUAGCUGCGUCUGGUCUGUGCAAGAGGAGAAUGCAGGUGCAUUUUCAUUGCAGGUUAAAGAACUCUUUUCUUCUCUUGGAGUUGACUGUAACAUCUUGGAACUUGAUCAAGUUGAUGAGGGGGCCAGUGUCCAGGAGGUUCUAUCGGAGAUGACCAACCAGAGGACUGUGCCCAGCAUCUUUGUGAAUAGAGUGCACGUGGGCGGUUGUGACCACACUUUCCAGGCACAUCAGAGUGGUUUAUUACAGCAGCUCCUCCAGCAGGACCUGGCGUAUGACUACGACCUCAUCGUCAUCGGCGGGGGCUCCGGGGGCCUCUCGUGCGCUCAGGAAGCCGCCGUCCUGGGGAGGAAGGUCAUGGUGCUGGACUUCGUGGUCCCAUCCCCCCGUGGCACGGCCUGGGGUCUCGGGGGCACGUGUGUGAAUGUUGGCUGUAUCCCGAAGAAGCUGAUGCACCAGGCCGCACUGCUAGGGCAGGCGCUGACCGACUCCAGGAAGUUCGGCUGGGAGUACAGUCAGCAAGUGAGGCACAGCUGGGCCACUAUGACGGAGGCCAUCCAGAGCCACGUCGGCUCGCUGAGCUGGGGCCGCCGGCUGGCCCUGCGGGAGAACGCAGUGACCUACGUCAACUCCUACGGGGAGUUUGUUGAGCACCACAAAGUCAAGGCAACCAAUGAGAAAGGACAGGAGGCGCUUUACACUGCUGCGAAGUUUGUCAUCGCGACAGGACAGAGGCCACGCUACUUGGGAAUCCCGGGAGACAGAGAGUACUGUAUCACGAGCGACGACCUGUUCUCGCUGCCCUACUGCCCGGGCACGACCCUGGUGGUGGGCGCGUCCUACGUGGCGCUGGAGUGUGCAGGCUUCCUGGCCGGCCUGGGCCUGGAGGUCACGGUCAUGGUGCGCUCGGUGCUGCUGCGGGGCUUCGACCAGGAGAUGGCCGAGAAGGUGGGCGCCUCCAUGCAGCAGCUCGGCGUGCGCUUCCUGCGCAAGUUCGUGCCCGUGGAGGUCCAGCAGCUGGAGAAGGGCCUGCCCGGGAGGCUGAAGGUCGUGGCUAAAUCCACGGACGGGACAGAGACAAUGGAGGGCGUUUACAACACGGUUUUGUUAGCAAUUGGUCGUGACUCCUGCACGAAGAAGUUAGGGCUGGAGAAGAUUGGUGUGAACAUCAGUGAGAAGACGGGCAAGAUCCCAGUAAACGGCGAGGAGCAGACCAGUGUGCCCUAUGUCUACGCUGUCGGGGACGUCCUGGAGGGCAAGCCGCAGCUCACCCCAGUCGCUGUGCGGGCGGGCAAGCUGCUGGCGCGAAGGCUUUUUGGGGGCCGAUCAGAGAAGUGUGACUACGUCAACGUCCCCACCGUGGUGUUCACGCCCUUGGAGUACGGCUGCUGUGGGUACUCAGAGGAGAAGGCUGGCGAGGUGUGCCAGGCGGAGAAUCUGGGUGUCUACCACACCCUGUUCUGGCCUCUCGAGUGGACAGUGGCCUGCAGAGACAACAAUACUUGCUACGCGAAGAUAAUCUGCAAUAAACUGGACAACAUUGUCACCUUCUUGCUGGUGGAGGCCCUGGCCUCAGUGCUGGGGCUGCCGACUGAUCAGGGCGGAGGUGGCUGAAGGCUGGGGUGGCUGCAGCUGUUCGUCAAAGCAAGAUGUCCAGGGCGCUGGCCGCUUGGAAGGGCCCUUCUGUCAUGAGUGGUCCCCGGAGCAGGCAGUGCUGCCUGAAAGCGCCUCGCCCACAGUGGCACUGCCACCCUGCCGUCCUUUAUCCACCAAGCGUGAGCCGUGUCCCGAGUCCUGGUUGUCAUCGUGGCUGCGGUCACGGCCUCUUGCAGGAGUGGCUCCAUCUCGGGAACCGCUGUCUGUGCUUGUCCAUCGGGAGCAGCUCCUCCUGUGAUUGGUCCAUCCUCAGGUGGCGGCAGCUCAGCCCCGUCCUCAGGACCCACUUCUGAGCCCCGUCCUCCUGUGGCUUCCACCACGUCCCCCUUCCUUCCUCCAGGAAGUCCUGGGGCCCUCACUGUCAUCCACAGAGGCUGGAGUCAGGUUCUUCCAAACGCCUCUCGGGUUUCUGUUCUGACCUCAUCCCACGAGCCGCGACGCUAUGGCAUCUGGGACGGGACUCCUCUCCAGAGGCCUUCGGUCCACUCUGCCCGGAUCCGCCAGAGGACUCACUGUCUGUGGCAGCUGCAGCCUAGCAGAAUGGAUUUGUCCAAUAAUGAGACUUGGAAGUCAAGAUUGCUUCUUGGCUGCUGGACAACAGAGGGUGUUGUGUUAGCUGAUGUGAGAGCAACAUCCGUCACGUUGUACGUCUCCAUCAGAGCUCUGGGGUGGUCAGGGGCAUGUCAUUUGGAAAGGGCACUCUUAUUUGGAAAGGAAUCUUUUCUUCUGAGCAGUCGGUCUCAACAGUAGGCUUAAAAUAUUCCGUAAACCAUGUUGUAAGCAGAUGCUGUCCAGGCUUUGUUGAGUACAAAGCAGAGUCGAUUCAGCUUAAUUCUUGAAGGCCCUGGGGUUUGGGGGAUGGCAGGUCAGCGCCGGGUCCACUGUGUCAGCGCCCAACAUGAGAGCAGCCUGUCCUUUGAGGCUGCGAAGCCAGGCUCUGACUCCUCUCUCGCUGUGAAAGGACUGCGUGCGUGCUCAGCCACUUCAGUCGCGUCCGGCUCUCUGUGACCCCAUAGACUGCACCCGCCAGGCUCCUCUGUCC
Messenger RNA from Capra hircus (goat), 5459 nucleotides. It is a transcript of the gene TXNRD3, whose product is annotated as thioredoxin reductase 3. NCBI's taxonomy places the organism in Eukaryota, Metazoa, Chordata, Mammalia, Artiodactyla, Bovidae. Gene Ontology annotation, cellular component: cytosol; mitochondrion. The transcript is spliced from 14 exons. Gene Ontology annotation, molecular function: flavin adenine dinucleotide binding; glutathione-disulfide reductase (NADPH) activity; thioredoxin-disulfide reductase (NADPH) activity. Gene Ontology annotation, biological process: glutathione metabolic process; cellular response to oxidative stress; cell redox homeostasis. Bases 2912 to 4375 code for a protein of 487 amino acids. The record is from RefSeq and is a predicted model, not a curated record.